CCUGAACAGUGAACUUUCAUACCUUUCGAACAGAUUCGUUGCUGCAUCGCUGAUCUGUAAACAAUUGCUAGACAUAGAUUUGAAGGAAAGGUAGUGCGAGUUGCUAAUCUGCAAAAAUGCGUGUCGUGCAUUGCAGGACCUCUUUCUGUUUGGUGUCUGCGCUUGCGCAGCUGCGUGAAAAAACAGACGAAGGCCACCAGGAACUUAGCGCCGAGAAUGAACGUACACUAGGUCAAGUUGAAGGUGUCUUGAACAAUCUAAGGACAGCUGCAAACUCCGUAGAGUGCGAGUUCGCCGUUCCAAAGACACCUGGCCGAAAGCUGAAAGCUCGCGUCAGUGCCAAGAAGUCAUUUUCCACUCAAGCCGCACCAAAGCGAAAGACUCGUUCAGUAUCAAAGGGUUCCAAGAAGAGUUCAACAAAGAAGAAAACAUCAACUGUCCAAGACGAAGAAAAAUCGUCCACAUCGUCGGAGGACCCGGAGAAGGAAAAUGCUGAUGUGCAACCCAAAUCUGCAGUAAGGUCUACCAGGGCUGCCAGUAAAAAGGGACCACCUGCUAUCAAGGUAGAUGAUGCUACACCAAAAGAAAAACCAAGCCUUCGCCAACCUUUGCGAAGUACGAGACAGACACGUGCUCAGGCGAAGGCCCAGACGGCAAAUUUGGGUUCGGCGACCCCACCCCAUGGAGCGGGCGUAUCGCGGGCGUUGCUCUUCUCACCUGCUAACCGUGCAACCACACCGUCCAAGCAGCUUUUCUCGCCAUAUGCCAAGUGUAGUGUACAGGAGAAGGCAAGAGCCUUUGAGUCAAAGGAGCCUAUCACCCCCUCGCGCGCUGCUGCAACCCCUAAGAUUGGCAAUGCAACAAGAAAUAGAACCACUGCUGUGGCUGCUACAAAAGAAGCAGGUCGCAGUACUCCUUCACCUUUGACACCCAUGCAUCCUGCAUCGGAACUUGUUACUGAGGACAGGAUGCCUGCAACUCCUGCAAGUCCGAAGACACCAGCCUUGCCAUCACCUUUGAAAUCUGCUUCAAAAAAUAGUAGCGUAGAGGAAGCGGCAGCGGCCACCUGUGAGGACAUCACUCCUACAAAUCAUCCUGUCAAUGAGAAACCCACGAAGAGGGUGUCCAGCACAUCUCCGUCAAAGCGCAAGGAACAGCCCUCUUCAUUACGUUCCAGUCCUCCUGCCCUAGAACGUGACUCUACAGUAGAGCCCACUGCCACAUCGCCGGCAGCUUCCCCAGAUGAGAAGCAGGCUCCCUCCACACCAGACACCGAGCCGGUUAAAGAAAGGCGCAUUACGAGAGCUUCUGUUGCAGCUGCGCCACUCGCCACACUGUCGAAGACAACCUCACAGGCAACACCUGCUGGCGUUCGAGCGGCUAGUCGCCCGUAUCCUGCGUCAUCAUCGUCGACAGCAGAAUCGGACUCUGACGAUAAUUGGGUGGAAUCACCUACCACACCGAAGCGAGCUCGUCUCCCCCCUACAAGCCCUCACAUUGGGUCUGGUGUGAAGCUCAGUGGUGUUCUAGGUUCCGCGAAGGCACUUAGGAAGGACUGGCCAGUACACAAGGCAGCCGCUGGGCGCAAGAUUUCGACUACUAGUACUUCUUCCUUCAGGUCGGCUCCCAUGACUCCAAAGCAGGUCACACCAUCCAAGGCAACACGACUGUUUACCACAAGUGAAGCACGACAGUUUGGUCUUGCUAAAGCCAAAAACAACAGCGAGUUAGAGCAGCAGCGCAAGCAAGAGCUGUUGCGGAUGAAAAUCGAGACAUCAAAGAAAGACCGAGAGCAGAGGCUGGCUAGGGUACAAGCUCAGCGGGAGCGACGUGAAGCCGAGCGGCGAGAGCAGGAGCAGUUGCGGCAACGUGAAGCUCAGCAGAAGGAGCUGGAGAGGUUGAAGCAACGAACUGCAUUCCAUCAGCGCAAGCAGAGCGAGCGGAGCCUCAAUGUGGAUACCUUGGCAGCUGCUACAAAGAGGAAAGCAGAAUCCCCUCUGGUCUCUGCAGCUAAGAGGAUCACACCCCUGAAAAUAAGCAAGCCUCCAAAGAUGGCCAGGAAUGCUUGCGCUGACGCAGAGGCUGCCAGGCUCAUCUUCGCCCAGCCAAGUACGAGCCUCUCGCAGAAGGCAAAGUUGAACAACAGCCUCCAGCAGCAGGCAAUGCUCAACAGCCUGUCACAGUCCCUCAGGAGCCAGGCAAGCUUUCUGCCCUCCCCUGAGCGGCCUCAGGCAGCCUCUGCUGCAUCGCAGUCCAUCACAGAGCUUGUCGAGAGCACACCAGAAAAGCAGCGUGCUGCUCUGAACGUCACCGUGACGCUGUCUUCUGAGGACAAGCCUGCGGAGGCCCUCGGCGAGACAUUCACCAUGCCUCACGACUCCAGUGUACUAAACACACCAGCAGCAGCAGCCAACUCUACGUUCGUAAGGAGUGAAGGCCCCCCGAGGUCGAGCGGGUAUGACAUUACACCACACAGGAGUGAGCUUCCUCCAGAGCCCAUCAAGGACAAGAACAACUAUGACAUCGAGGACCUCAACUCUGGCGAUGAAACUGAUGAUGAUGAGAAACCACGCAAGGAAGUCCCCGCCUGGGCUAAAGGUGCCGCCCUGAAUGCCCUCGUGGCACGACAGAACAGAAGCGGGAUAUCAGGCCUGGAGUUCUUUGGCGUGAUGCCCUUGCUGAGCUUGGACAACAUAUUCCCAGUGAAGAAGAAGACUUUCAACAAGCGCACCAGUUCAGCACUGUGGGACUGAGGAUCCCAGGGGUUUUUUAUUCUCUUGGAAUGGUGCAAUGAUGAACAUUUUUCCAAAAUGUGUCUGCACUGUUUUGCGGUCUCUUAUUUGUCGUACUACUUUGCAAGGGUUACUCAAAAUUUGAAUUAUUCUGACAUUCGUGGAAACUUGAAAUAGUCUACUGCGCAAUGAUUGUGUGCUCACUUGCAUAGGUUGCUGUACGUGACUUGUAUUUGCUUUUCUUGUGCAAGCCAUCUAGACUCUUAGAUGGAGCCAAUAGUGAAAAGUUAACCUGCUGCCAGUUUUAGCCACCUAUUUUGUUAUUUUUUAAAAUAAGGUUUCUUCCUUUUUUUACGACACUAUUCCAGUAUUUCUUAACUGUCGCCUCUGGUAGACAGUACAAAUUAAUCUCUCUGCAUCUGCACCCAGCAAGACAGCAGUUACAUGCAACUGAAAUCCCACUGUUCAAUUAACCUUCAAAAAGUCCCGCUAAGUAUUGUUAUAAACGCAUGUACCACAACAACACAUUCCAUACUAGUAAUGUAGUGCUCACAUUUGGUAGCAGAUUGAAGUCAUGUAUCUCGGAAUAAUUAAAUUGCCUCAGUUUUGAGAUAGCCACCUUUAAUUUGUAGCACAAAAUCUUUGGGAAGUGCAGGACAAAACUAAAAGAAUGCCAUUGCGUUUCAUGACAGACGUUCUAGCCAGAUAUAUGGAAAUUACCUUUAUGCUUGUUUCACAUACUGUGAUUUGCCCAUUACUUUGUGUGCAACUACUGCAGAAUGUGGAUUUGGAAUUCAGGCUUGGGGAAAAUUACGGAAACAAGGCAGCGGAGUGUAAUGUGCAUUCCAAUGUGCCGGCAUCUUUCUGUACUCUUUCCUUGCAGAGUUGCAGUUGCCGUGUGGGAGGUCGCUCAAAGGAGCAUAUGAAACAAACCUCUCAUAGCAUCGUCUGCAUACUUUGAAUCGCAGACUUAGCACGUGAAAUAGUUUGGCCCGUCACUUACGCACCGAUAUGUGUUCCAAAGCGAUUAAUUGAAACGUUGGCGCAUAUUUGUUUGUCGGCGAUGCCAUUAUGCUUUGCGAUUUUUUGAAGAGGCAAUGUUCGUCUCUUCAUCGAUUUCGCCAGAAGCAAUGUUCUUGGUCGACUGCAACUCCUGAAGAGGUUGAUUUGCAUUAUGUGCUGAAAAAAGUGGCGCAGUCAGGCAUCAUUAUGAUGGUCGUAUGCGGCAUGAAAUCCCUUUCAUUAUAUCUGAUAAUCUGUCGUAUCCAUGUUCAUCUGUAUAGAGUUUUUCCAAGAUUUUUCUUUUUAAUUGCAGAUGUCACAGUAUCAUUUGUAUUAGUAUCUUUUUCUUGUUUUCUGUUGUUUUAUUUAAAUACGUAGAGUUUUUGGCUUACAAAACUCACCCCAAAUUACUUUUGCAUGCACUUUCAUGCUAACUUGUCAUUGUACAUACAUAAUCUCAUGUUGUGUUCCUCUUUGUUGCUUUGUAUGUGCACUUAGAUUCUGUCCCAGCGAACUUUACAACAACAGUGUUUGCUGUUUUACUCUCAUUGCAAAGCGCCUUUUGUAGCUUCGUACUCUUUUAUUCUGGACAAAAAAGAUUGCAUUGAAAGCAGUGAUCCAUGGAAAAAAGUAUUGCCGCGAGUCUCUGUGUAUGCUUUUUUUCUUUUAUUUCUUUCUGUCCAGGCAGUAGGCAUAAACGUGCGCUUUUAUAUCUGGUAGUGAGAGUUCACGUGGAUUAAGCCUUUGUGAAACCUCUACGGUUAUGUUUUGAAGUCUGUUCUUAAAUAUGAUGUGCUAAUCGCGACUUUGUACACUAAGCUAUUUAUAACCCCAUAGUGAAAGGAGGCUGCAAGUCCUUUAUUAACUUUUUUUAUUUUUUUUUUUUAUUGCACGUUGUGCUCUUUACAUUGUGCUGUUAUAUUUUUACAACAUUUUGCCUGACCAAUGUGCACCAUUGACUGCUGUUAGCACAAGUUCCUUGGAACUGUCAGUUGUUCACGUCACUCAUUGUACAAAUUGAAGUGACGGUUCAGGGAGUAUAAACGCAACUUUGGGUUUCUGAAUGCAGUGCAGUUGGCCAAUACUAAAUUAAAAGGCCAUCCGUACUGUUUGCUUUGCUCUUCUAAAUACUAGGUGGAAAACUCUUUUGGCAUAUGAGGAAACGCUAAGAGGAGGCCAGGUAAGGUCGUAGAUAAGGAUGAAGAGGGCGAGGCAGGAUACACGAGUUCAGUCUUGCAACUUCUUUUAUUUUGAAAGCAGCACACAGAAGCUCAUACGUAUCGUUUGAAAUAAUGGAGACUCGAGAAAGUUGGCUGCACACACAACUACAUUAGGUGCCAGCUUAGGAAAGCGUUUUGCUGUAGUUGCUGUAUAUAGUGUUGCAACUUCAAUAAAAUGUGUGGGACCAAAGAAGGUGAGGAAGGCAGGGGGAACACACUCCCCACUUCUAAUGUAGGACGCUGCAUCCACCCAUCCCUUUGGCGUUGCGUAGAAGUUGCCUGGACCACAUUUCUGUCUCCAUCCUACUGAGCACUGCAGUAUUUCCAAGCACAGCACAAAGUGUGAGCUCUUUGUAGUGUGCAUGCAUUUGCUGUCUCACUGCUGUACAAUGACUGGAAAAAUAAAUGAAACAUAGGCGUGGGAAGGUU
Molecule: messenger RNA, 5383 nt
Organism: Rhipicephalus sanguineus (brown dog tick)
Lineage: Eukaryota; Metazoa; Arthropoda; Arachnida; Ixodida; Ixodidae
Product: inner centromere protein
Exons: 14
Coding region: 117-2753 (878 amino acids)
Biological process (GO): metaphase chromosome alignment; meiotic spindle midzone assembly; positive regulation of protein serine/threonine kinase activity
Cellular component (GO): kinetochore; midbody; meiotic spindle midzone
Molecular function (GO): protein serine/threonine kinase activator activity
Source: RefSeq, a predicted model, not a curated record